Suillus clintonianus is the source of this 3297-nucleotide messenger RNA. RefSeq lists its product as uncharacterized. Bases 1 to 3297 code for a protein of 1098 amino acids. The record is from RefSeq and is a predicted model, not a curated record. Lineage: Eukaryota; Fungi; Basidiomycota; Agaricomycetes; Boletales; Suillaceae. The transcript has 10 exons.
AUGGGAGGCAAACGCGCUAAGAAGGGAGAAAACAACGCAGAGGCAGGCGGAUCAAGCCUGCACCUGCACCUAGAUACUAGACCGAUCCAAGCGAUAACGCCCCAGAACGAUGUGGGGAAGGCUACGCAAAAGCUGGACACGCAAGUUGGGAAAUGUAAGGCAGGGGUAGCGUGGAUUGACUUACUGAAGAUGGCGAAACGUUUAAAAUUCGGCGUUUAUAACGACCGAGCAGAAAACGAGGUGGAGCGGAACAAGCUAAUCCUGUCCUUCCAGCAAUCCGGGAUACUGUCUAUGAAAGAGACAGCUGCCAUCCCGAUCAUUAUCGACAUCAAGCGUUUGAAAAGCGGACUCACGCUGUCAACUGAUUUUAAGCUUGAAAUCACGGACAACGACAAGAUAAUCGUUGCGUCCGGCCAGCAUCGUCUUGCAGCGUUGAAGAAAUAUAGCCAGAUGCUCAAGGACGAAUAUGCUGCGCUAGAGAAAAAGAAAGACAAGAUCUCGGGCUUAACGAACGUCUCAGCAGAACACGUGGCACAAUGGGACGACUUACGUGGGCAGAUGGGCAUCCUGCUGGGGAAGAUGGACAACAUUGGUAAAUGGGGAGUCGUCGUCUACAAUUCAAAUCUGCUGUUAGCGAAAGGAGAAACACUCGCUGCUCACCUGAGUCGCAACAACGCGUUGCACGAAUAUAAGGAAACCGAGGAGGAGGUAUUGAUCACAAUUUUCAAGAAGGUCCUCGCGCGCUACAAGGAUAAAGAGGAUGAGGGGAGUGCAGAAGAGAAAGCGUUAGAGUGUCUCAGAGAGUUGAAGAAGGAACAGGAGAAGAACACACGCCUCCAACGAGUCCUUGCAAAUGACCCGCUGUGCAUGCUCCUGUCUACGGAGCUUCUACAGUUGGGUCCGCACUUCCGUCACCGUCGGGAGUACUCCGUUACGUGGCUUUCCAAGUCUCUUGAUGUUUGCCUUGGCCUAUAUGUCGCGUGGAUCCACACGCGAUGCACGUUAUUGAGGAAGUUAGCGUCGGAGGAACCGUUCCCCGACUUCAAAACAGUCGAGGAGCUGUUGGAAGACGUUGAGCGUGGCGACGAGAAAGCGGUGAAACGGGCAAAGGAAUUGCGUCAGAUCAUUGCAGGAUACACCCCGGAACAGGAGGGAGACAUUACGAUCUGGGCCGAAUGGAUCGGCACAUUCGACCUUGCGGCGAGAGAGUCGUUCCGCGACUUGUCCAAAGGGGUCGGGGUACUGACGGCUGACUAUAUCGUGUCGUUGAGCACGUACCGGGAGACAUUAGUGAGUAACCUACAAAGGAAGUGGCAUGUGGGAUCCUCGAGUCGAGGCAGCGACAACAAGAUCGUAAAGCACCUAGACACCAUCGUGGCUCGACUUCUGCUGGUGUUAACGCCAGAUGUGACAGCCCCCGACGCACCUGAACCGUUGCUGGGAGGGAUGAUGCUGAACUACGCCUGGACGUUCUUGAACACUGUCAAAACUGGCAUAGCGGAGAUCUGCCGUUGGUUUGAGGCGUUGCUCGAUUACUGGAAGAUCCUGCAUGUCAAGACUCACACCAUGGACGAUUGGUCCACGGUGAUGUUGAAUAACAUCAGGAACGACGCACGUUUCGAGGCAGUUGACGUGAGCUACGAGAUCACCGACAUUAUUUGGACUUACAGGAAUUCGUUGGUGAUGCGCCUCAACAACAAGAUGACGAUGCUCCAACGACGGAUGCAACCUCGUCCGAAGGAUCGAACGGAAUUCGACGCCAAGUUCGAGGCGUUGCCUGCCAUGGAGAAGAUAACCAGCACGGGGCUGACAAACUUAAUCGGAGAGAGGCGAAAGCCUACUGCUCCGAAGACGAGAAGUAUGGCGGCCGAGCCCAAGGGACUUUUGGGCAUUAUGGCCCUACAUGUCACGUCGUGGGAUUGGCUCCACCCCUCGCUCAAAAAUAGUGCGAGGGACAUAGCGCCAAUGGGAGAGGCUAUUACCUUGGAGCGUCUCUACGCUGACAGUUAUCGACCUGAGUUGUUGAGCGAUGUGAGUAUUGGUGCGCUUAGGAGGAUGUUAGAGAUCUGUCUGGAAGGCAAGGCGAAGAAGCAGCAGACGUACGUUAACGCCAGGCUUGUCACUGACAAGAAGUGGAAAUGGUGGGAUGGGAUCGUACUCGACGACAGCCAAGCAGACCCGACGAAGGUGACGAAAGCGAUCCAGGAGACGUUCGCCGUCAACGUCCAGCAAACACAGCAGAGGCUUGCUCUCGAGACGGCUGAUAGGGACGCCAUCACCAAAGCUGUCUCCUACAUAUCUAACAUGGCGUGUGCGAGAGCUGGAGAAAGCUCACACAGUCUGAUGUCAGCUGAUGUUGCGAAGCCACUGGCUCUACUUGUUGCGGGUCUACAAUUAAACAGCGCACGUCUGCGUCUGCGUCAUCUCGCGGGAAACAAUGAAGCCUUGUUCAACUGUGAGGGCGAUAUCAUUGACCUGCAGAUCGCAGUCAUCGAUGGCGUAGAAGAUGACAAUACCUUGGGCUUACCUGAAGAGUCAAGUGUACCAGACAGGCCCACACCAGCGACUGUAACGAAGAUCCCAUCAAAGAUCAAGGUCGCAGGAACAGCCAAAGGUCGAGCUAAGGGCAAGGGAAAACAGAAGGCUGUCACGCCUGUAUCAGACGAUGACGAUGACCCCAUUAGCCCACCCUACGAACCCUCGAUUUCUGAGUCUGACAACAUCGUCACCUCGCCCGAACCACCUCCCAAGCAGCCUGCAAAAGGCAAGGCUGCUGUGAAGGCACGUCAGGUUUCACGCAAACAACGCCAGGCUUCCCCUCCCAUUAUCCUUGCCCAUGCCAGCGACCACGACAACGACCUUGGCCCGGUUUCUACGCCCGCCAUCGACAACAACACUGUCGAUCAUGACACUAUGCAAUCUUCUGCCGUGCCUCAUGUCUCACCAACUGUCGUUGACUCUGCCACCGUUGUCCCUGGUACAACUAUAUCGAUCAACAUCAAGGAUCUUCCAUUCACUCUUGUUCCAGAUCCUACACCUACAUCUUCCGCGAUAGCUACUGUCGCCAUCGCGGAAUCUUACAGUACUCAAGACAUCUUGGCUGGAACCUUGCCCCAACUUACUCCCUCGCCCUCUGAAUUGACUGGGGGUGAAUCUGGUGAUUGGGGAACCGGAGAUACGGACUGGUACUUAAAGGAGACUUAUAGGGUCAAAACAGAAAUAGGUUUCAAACUUGUAAAAAAAUAUCUUUUGGUGGGCUGGUACAUAUCAUGGAGGGUACUUCUGGGAUGGAUAUGA